CGUCUACCGACCGGAAACACGUCACCGCUUUAAAAUUAAAACUACAGCUCCGUUUCCUGUGUUUAAGUUAGCCGGCUAGCUAGCAUGCUAACAAGAUGGCGCCGGCUAUUUGCUGCGAAACAAUAACAAAGACCGACGCGUAGCGUGGCUUUAAAGUGCUUUACGUGGGCGUGACGUGGUUUAAACUCAGUACGCAGCCGGAAGUGUUUGUGUUGUGUAGUUUGUUGUGUGUUAAAGCAGGUUUAUUGUGUGUUAAUGGCCGCUGGGGGUCCGUGUGCACUGUGCUCCAGGGAGUAGUCGGUAGCGAUGACACCCCCGCGGUCCGCCGGAGGAAGAGGAAGGAGGUGAUGAAGAGGAAGAGGAAGGAGGUGAUGAAGAGGAAGCCUCUCAGUUAGCUGCUGCCGGGCUGCGUGACGGACCGAGGCACCGCACCGGGCCCGCACAGAGAGGCCUGAGGCCCGCAGGACCUGCACCACCGGGCCCGCACCGCCGCAGGAUGCCGCGGAGGAAGCAGCUCAACCCGCAGCCGGUGAAACUGGAGUCGGAGGAUGGGGCGGUGGUGUGUGAGCCGAGCUGCCUGGUGCUGGAGAGCGACUUCCUGCUGAGCGGAGAUCUGGAGUUUGGAGACUCUGAGAUCAUGGGGCUGGAAAGAGACACUGGUUUGACGGUGUUCUCUCUGAGCGUGGAGGACGACGCCUCCGCCCCGGCCGACUCGUUCCCGGCGUUCCUCUCCUGCAGAGGGUGUGGUCAGCUGCUGGGAGACACGCCCCUGGGGGCCGGCUUGGAUCUCGGCGUGGGUCUGGACCUGGGGGUGGAGCUCUACUGCCUGAGCUGCGAGGAAGGCGUCCACCACGCAGCGUCCAUCGACUCCUCCCCCGUGUCCAACCUGCUGGACGCCUCCAUCGGCGGGCGCUCUGACAGGAAGAGGAGGAGCAUCGCUAAGACGGACGCCAUGGGCGACGUCCCGGCGAAGCUGUACUCGUGCUCGCUCUGCAGCUUCACCACGCGUUACUCCAACCACCUGAAGCGCCACAUGAAAACGCACGACGGCCAGAAGCCGCACCACUGCCCCGUGUGUCCGUACGCCUCGGCCCAGCUGGUCAACCUGCAGCGCCACGCCCGCACGCACACCGGCGAGAAGCCGUACCGCUGCCUCACCUGCAGCUACGCCUGCAGUUCCCUGGGCAACCUGCGGAGGCACCAGCGCAUGCACACGCAGGAGAGGCCUCAGAGGAGAGAGAAGGAGAAACGCCGAGGGAGGAGGAAAAAGACCAACGCUCAAAGUGAAGAAGUCGUGUCGGACCUGACGCUGCGAGUGACCCAGGACUCGGGUUACCUCCACACGCUGGGCGCCCUGGGCUCGCCCUCGGCCCCCCUCCCCGUGCUCCUCUUCCCGCUCUGCUGCCGGGCGUGCGGCCUCACGCUGGAGGAGGCGGACCUGGACGGGGACAAGACGGACGGCGAGGGGGACGGCGAGGGAGGACAGGUGUGUCGUCGCUGCUCGCUGGACUCGCUCUCUAAAGAUGGCUCCGCCCCCUGCGGCCCGGACGAGUCCCGAGGAUCCCGCCGCGGCCCGCGAGGCACCAAGCUGUACCGCUGCCCGCACUGCCCCUUCCUGUCCCACUACCCCAACCACCUGGCCCGCCACGCCCACACCCACUCGGAGGAGAAGCCCCACCCCUGCCCGCACUGCUCCUACACCUCCUCGCACCUGGACAACCUCAAACGCCACAUGCGCGUGCACACGGGCGAGAAGCCGUACCAGUGCCCGUCCUGCAGCUACGCCUGCGGGAACCUGGCCAACCUGCGGCGGCACGAGCGCAUCCACUCGGGCGCCAAGCCCUUCCACUGCGGCGUGUGCGGCUACUCGUGCAACCAGAGCAUGAACCUGAAGCGCCACAUGCUGCGGCACACGGGCGAGAAGCCGUACGCCUGCGCCGAGUGCGACUACACAACGGGUCACUGGGACAACUACAAACGCCACCAGAGGAAACACGGACACAACACGGACAGCUGGGACAAGCACGCGCCCGGCAACGGCCUCAGCUGGAGCGGAGACGGACAGGAGAGCGAGAGUCAGGGACAGGAGCACAGCUAGAGACAAGUGUGUGUGUGUGUGUC
Messenger RNA from Limanda limanda (common dab), 2121 nucleotides. Its product is annotated as zinc finger protein 513-like. Bases 497 to 2098 code for a protein of 533 amino acids. Gene Ontology annotation, molecular function: RNA polymerase II cis-regulatory region sequence-specific DNA binding; DNA-binding transcription factor activity. Gene Ontology annotation, biological process: regulation of transcription by RNA polymerase II. Lineage: Eukaryota; Metazoa; Chordata; Actinopteri; Pleuronectiformes; Pleuronectidae. The record is from RefSeq and is a predicted model, not a curated record. The transcript has 5 exons.